GUCUUCUGGUAGAAAGGUCAGACGCGUCAGUGCUGUAUGGUACGUUGUGGCGAGCGGACUGCUUCUCGUAAAAUGUGGAAAGGAAGUCUGGUCUAGGGUACGGCUCCGUAUCUAAGUGACUGAUCAGGACGGAUUUGGGAGGUCAGCGCACCUGCAUAGACAAGUUUCCGUUCAUGCAGAGAGAUGUCGCUAAGAUGUCGCCACUGUCAGCUCUUGGGAGUGCUGUUGGCCGUGCUGUUCCACCCAUCCACCGCCAACUCAUCUGAGGUCGCCGACCCCACAGUGAUGAUCGUCAUGCUGAUCCGGAACAAGGAGCCGUUCCUGCCGUACACGCUGACACAGCUGGGCGAGCUCGACUACCCCAAGGAGAGGUUGACUCUUUGGCUGCGCAGCGACCACAACGAGGACGCGACACCGCGGAUCGUGAACCGGUGGCUGGAGGAAUUUAGUCACCUGUAUCACGAUGUGGACGCAGCAGUAGACACAACUUCACCGAGACUGAGAUCGGAUGAGACGGGGCCAACACACCACUCUGAUAGCCGCUACGCAGCGGUGAUUGAAAUGAAGGAGGAGGCACUGCUAAAGGCCAGGGAGCUGAAGGUCGACUUCGUGUGGUUCCUUGAUGCAGAUGUGCUGCUCUAUGACAAGGCGAUCCUGCGAACCCUAAUCAAGAUGGAGAAGCCGUUGGUGGCACCCAUGCUUGUCUCGACCGAGCGCUUCUCUAACUUCUGGGCAGGGAUGGACGACAGUUUCUACUAUCGUCGAACGGAACGCUACAGUGAUAUAUACGAGCGCGAAGAGAAGGGCUGCUUUGAUGUGCCGAUGAUCCAUUCGUGCGUGCUCGUGGACUUGAGAGAGCACCUAACCAAAUCUCUAACUUUUGUGAAAGAAAAGCUGCAAUCACCUGUCGGACCAAGCCUAGAUGAUGUCAUAACGUUUGCCAUUUCUGCACAACAGACUCUGCUUGCUAUGCACGUGUGCAACCAGGAAGAAUAUGGCCAGGUUCCAGUUCCUCUGGAGGAGUCGGACGAUCUAAUCCUCGACUGGGUGAAUCUCGCCGAGAUGAAGGUGAAGGCGCUGACCAUUGUGCCACACCUUCCCGUCACCGACGCUUUAGAGCCCUUCCUCCCACCACCUCUAGAGAAGUCAACGCUUGGCUUCGACCAUAUCUACAUCAUCAGCCUUGAACGCCGCCAAGCGCGUAGAAAGAGAGCCACCACUCUCUUCAACGAGCUCGGUAUUGACGCGGACAUAAUCAACGCGUUUGACGGACGCAAGCUCAACGAAUCGUACAUGCUCAGGCACAACAUAACGAUGCUGUCUGGCUACCGAGACCCUAUCCUGAAGCGGCCCCUCACUUACGGAGAGGUGGGCUGCUUCCUGAGCCACCACUCCAUCUGGACGGACAUCGUGAGGAACGACUAUCGACGCGCCAUCGUCUUCGAGGAUGACGCUCACCCACCUCUGGACUUUGAACGGAAACUGACCGAAGCAGUGGACGAGUUGGAUCGGCUUCACCCGGACUGGGAUUUGCUGUACCUCUACCGCGAAACCCACUUCCUGAAGGACGGCGAGGACACCUCAGAGCCGGUGCAAGGCUCUGAGCGACUUAUGCGUCCCGGCUACAGCUACUCGGGGAUGGCGUACGCGCUAUCCUGGUCCGGGGCGCUAAAGCUGGUCCGGGAGAAGCCCCUGCAGAAGAUGGUGCCGGUCGACGAGCUCCUGCCGAUCAUGUACGGCCAGCAUCCGAACAAACACUGGAACCGUCAGUUUAGCGGCAGCGGCUCGAUGAAGGCGUUCGCGAUACAUCCCCGGAUCCUCGAGCCCUACGUGUACCGUCGAGCAGGCGCCAUCACCGACACCGACGGAUCUGAGGUGGUUAAGCUCUGGGAGAACGAGCUGGAAGAGCAGAGCUGCUCGGCAGAUCCGGCUCUGCAAGAGGCGUGCCAGUGAUUGGUAGUGAUGGGUACUGGCUGACGCAAGGCCCUAAAAAAACAUUCUGAUCAGUGCUCUUGCUUAGGAGACCCAUGUUGUGCUUCCUGCUCGUUGCAAGCAUGUGGUCGCAAUUGGCAUUGGUUUAUUUGGUAAUGAAGUCCUUUCAGAAGCCUGUUUACGGUUUGUUCAUAUCUAAUGACUCAAGGGCUAUGUCAUGUAUCUGUUCUGUGAUAUUUCAUCGUCUGGCUUUAUUGUGACCUCUCCCAUGCUGUUGUGAAUACAACCUAUCG
This is a messenger RNA of Amphibalanus amphitrite, 2225 nucleotides long. Its product is annotated as glycosyltransferase 25 family member-like. Gene Ontology annotation, molecular function: procollagen galactosyltransferase activity. The record is from RefSeq and is a predicted model, not a curated record. NCBI's taxonomy places the organism in Eukaryota, Metazoa, Arthropoda, Thecostraca, Balanomorpha, Balanidae. The transcript is spliced from 2 exons. Bases 184 to 1953 code for a protein of 589 amino acids.